CUGAGGAAGUGAGACGUCGGUGCACUUUCCUGCAUGUGUUUGGUGCUCGGGCUGUCAAAAAUGAUUGUUCCGUUGCUUUUUUGUGCGGUUUUGGCCUUUUUUGUCUUUAAAUAUGUCUACGGAGGCUCCGGGCCCAACCCGUUUGAGAAGGACACGCGCGAGCCGUUAAAGAAGAUGGUUCACGACAAGAAGGAAAAAAAUAAAGUGUUGAAGCAAGGUUUCGUGGCCAGUAAGGUCCCAGAGAACCUCGAUGCGAUCAUCAUCGGCAGUGGCGUCGGUGGACUCGGACUUGCUGUCCUGCUGGCUAAAGUUGGGAAGCGAGUUUUGGUUCUGGAGCAGCACGACCGAGCCGGAGGAUGCUGCCACACUUUCACUGAGAAGGGCUUUGAGUUUGACGUUGGAAUCCAUUACGUGGGCGAGCUUUCAGAGAACACGCCGUUCUACUGCACGUUGGAGCAGAUGACUAACGGACAGCUGCAGUGGGAGCCUCUGGAGAACCCGUUUGACAUGGUGUUGCUGGGACCACCAAAAAACCGCCGUUGCUACCCCAUCUACAGCGGCAAGGCUCGCUUCACCGAGGAGCUGAAGAAGCGCUUCCCUGGAGAGGAGAAGGCCAUCGAUGACUUCACCCGCCUGUCCCUGACAACCGGCAAUGGGAUUUGGAUAGUGGCUAUGCUGAAGCUCAUGCCCGUCAUGGUGGCAAAGCUCUUGAUCAGCAGUGGCCUCCUCAAAUACGUGUCCACCUUCUACAAGAUGGCUCCCCGCACCUUAGCAGAUGUGGUCAACGAGUUGACUGCCAACAAAGACCUGCGGGCCGUUUUAACUUACAUCUUUGGCACCUAUGGAAACCCGCCCAAAGAUGCCAGCUUUUCCAUGCACAGCCUGAUCACCGCUCACUACAUGCGCGGCGCCUGGUACCCCAAAGGUGGAUCAAGUCAGAUUGCCUAUAACAUGAUCCCCAUCGUUGAGAAGGCAGGGGGCGCCGUUCUUGUUAGAGCCCCAGUCAACCGCAUCUUAUUCAACAGUGCACAGGAAGCUUGCGGUGUGAGUGUGUUGAAAGGUCAGGAGGAAGUUCACAUCCACGCCCCUAUGGUCAUCUCGAAUGCAGGCAUCUUCAACACCUAUGAGAAAUUGCUGCCCAAGGAGCUCCAGGCCACGCCAGCCAUCCAGAAGCAGCUCAGUAUGGUGAAGCACGGUGGCAGUGGCCUGAGCAUCUUUCUGGGCCUAAAUGGAACCAAGGAAGAGCUGGGCCUGAAAGCAGACAACUACUGGAUUUUUCCUGAUAACAAUUAUGAGGAAAUGCUGGACAAUUAUUUCAGAGGAGACAGGGAGGAGUCUUGUAAGAACCUGCCUGUGCUGUUUGCGUCCUCACCGUCCGCUAAAGAUUCCACCUGGAAUGAGAGAUCUCCAGGAAAGUCCACCAUGACGCUGGUCAGCUUUGCCCCCUUUGAGUGGUUCGAGCAGUGGAAGGACGAGAAGGUGACCAACAGGAGUGCCGACUAUAAAGCGCUGAAGCAGAAGUUCAUUGACGCCGCUCUGGAGGUGGUUCUGGAAGUGUUCCCCAAGAUCACCAGAGAUAAGAUUGAGUACAUUGAUGCUGGAACCCCACUAACAAACAUGCAUUACAUUGGAGCCCCCAAAGGUGAGGUCUACGGCAUAGAUCACGGCAUGACUCGCUUUGAUCCCGAGUUCAACACUUUGAUGAGACCUCAGACUCCUCUGAAGAAUCUCUACCUGACAGGCCAGGAUUUGUUUACGUGUGGAUUUGGCGGCGCCCUCGCCGGAGCCCUGUCCUGCGGCUCGGUCAUUCUCAACCGCAACCUCCACCUGGACGCCAUCGCUCUGGCGAAGAGAAUGAAACAUCUCAGCAAGAAGAUGAAAGGAGAAUAAAGGCUGAUUUACUCUUGUUCGUCUGCGGUGCCAUGACACAAAAAAGUAGAACAUUUAUUUGGGGGGGGGGGUAUCAGACACUCAACAGAGACGAUGUAAACUAAACGGCCGGUCGUGAGAUGGACUCAUGGAUGUGAUCAUUAGUGUAGUGCAACACACUGAACGUUUUCAAAAUAAAUAAUAAUUAAUAAUAAAAUAAAAGUAAAUAAAAGUACAUCUCAAAUAACAAUAAUCAUAACUUGAUGCUUAUUUCCAGAGAAAUUCAGUCAUUCCAGCGUUUCAAAUCUGCAUGUUUACUGUUUUAAGUGUUACAUUGUUGGGUAAUUUGGACAGUUUAAUGACUCCAAUCAUACUUUGAUCUAAAAAAUUAUGAUGAUGCCGUUUUUAGCCAAAUCAAAAUAACUUGUUUUCUAGCACAUAGUGGUUGCAUAGCAACUAGGGUUCAUUAGAAAUUUGUCUCUGAGUUGUGGACGGGACUGUUUGCAUGGUGUAAGUCCUCCCCCACUUCCCAUCAUCCACUGCCAGCUAACCACAACCAACCUAACGUUACCCGUGCAACAAAAAUGUUUUCCAUCAUCAGAACAUGUCAAAAACAAAAUUCUUUUCAUUGUAGUAGUUUUUUGAUGUUUUACUUUGUGCCUAAUUUUGUUAUUAUUUACAUCCUGUAGAAAUAAACCCGAAUUUAAUAUAUAA
Molecule: messenger RNA, 2583 nt
Organism: Oryzias latipes (Japanese medaka)
Lineage: Eukaryota; Metazoa; Chordata; Actinopteri; Beloniformes; Adrianichthyidae
Gene: retsat.2
Product: retinol saturase, tandem duplicate 2
Biological process (GO): retinol metabolic process
Cellular component (GO): endoplasmic reticulum membrane
Molecular function (GO): all-trans-retinol 13,14-reductase activity
Source: RefSeq, a predicted model, not a curated record